UAAGUUGUACAUUGCUGUUAUAGCUGUUUUUACGUUGUAUUUUCGUGUUGUGGAUCGCGUGAUUUCGCACAUUAGGUUGUGCAUCUGCGCUAUCGCCCAAGGGGAGAGCAUAGAAGUAGUUUCCCUAUUAGUUACCCUACUAGUUUCCCUAUCAUCGACUCCGUGGCACAUAUUCCAAAAGCUUUUAUUUGUACGGAUUUCCACGAUCUCCCACGACAGGAGGGACGGCUGGGCCCACCUAGAAAGGAGUCCACAUGGCGAGGUCGCGGAAAGGACAGCCCGCGUCACAGCAAUGUGACAAACCGAAAGUAGCGGAUAGCGAAGAUGAUGGUGAAGGAAAUGAGAAUCCAGGUCCCGAUAUCCAGUGUGAAAUAUGCCGGCGUUGGGUCUUCCUGGACGAAACACCAUUUGAUGACAUGGACGCAGCGGUCAAGUCUCCUUUUAAGUGCAGAAUAUGCACCAUGAUGGAUGUAAGUAGGGAGAUCCUACUAGCAAAAAUAGAGGAGGAAAAACAAGCCAGACUAAGAGUGGAGGAACAGUUAUCCGCCCUCAGAAGUGAGUACACUGUGCUGGAGACCCGCCUGCUACAGACAAAUGAAAGAUCACAGGUGAACCAGACCACUGAUGAUGAGCAACAAAGAAAAGACUUGGCUGAGGAGGUGAAAGCAAUACAGAUACAGCUCGCCAAGUACCAGGAUGAUAGAGUGACCCCAGAACAACUUCGACAAGCAGAACAAGUAUGGACAAAGCGAGCAGAGGAUGAAGAGCAAAAAAGAAACUCUCUGGAGAAAAAGGUCCAGACCUUAAGAAAUGCAUGUUGCAAAUGCAUGAUCGCAAUAGGGGAGACCCACACAAAUGAUGAACAGCAACCCCACACAAAUGCAUCCAAGGAGGGUAAGAAUGAACCAAUACAGGGGAUGCAAGUGGGGGCUAAUGAGGACCCCGAGAAAGACGAACAGGCUAUGAACCCCCAGAAAGUGCAGCUGCACUCAAACUUUGGAGAGUUCCUAGAAGAGGCCUCAAAAUACCAGUCGGCGGUGGUUCAACCCAGAAGUAAGAGGAGGCUUAGCACCCAUCACAAGACCCUGGAGGAAACGACACUCCCUGUCGAGGACGGAGAUGCACAGCCUGCACAUACAAGUCAAGACCGAGCGGAAAGUCACAAACUAGACAGACAAGUCAUAAUUGCAGGUGACUCGAACAUACAAAGGACAAAGAGCCCUACCCUGGCUGGAGUGGACCACGACAAAAGAGUAGAAGUAAUAGGGAUACCAGGCGCUAGCAUAUCAGAGAUCCUAGAACAGAUCGAACAAAGGCUAAAGAAAGACACAAAAAAGAACCUUGUAAUCAUCCAUGCAGGGUUAGUGGAUAUCCUGAAUGAUGCCGAAAACCAAACAGUGAUAACAGACCUGCGGAACAAGCUGAAACAAUGGCUCCCAGAGUUCCCCAAUACUCUUUGGGAAGUAUGCCCAAUACCAAAAGGAACAGGUGAUCCUAGCCUCGACAACUUGAUACCCACCAUAUGCGAACUGAAUGAAGACUUGGAGAACAUGUGCAACGAAUUGGGACACAACAUUAGCUAUGUUGACCCCUCGUGGCACCUACGUGAGUGCCUGAAUGGAGGUUUUCAGGGAAUACACCUAUCCAGGGAUGGCAGCCACAUACUUGGAAACUGGUUUGCACGUAAAGUAAAUGUUUUUUUUGGGCCUGCGACGGCAAUCUCAACCGAGGAAAUGGAGAGAACGGACCAAUCGGCAGGACAACAGAUGGAGAGAGCAAGCCAGUUGGCGGGACAACAGAUGGAGAGAGCAAGCCAGUUGGCAGGAAAACAGAUGGGGAGAGCAAACCAGUUGGCAGGACAACAGACGGGACCCAUACAGGGACCUUUACAGACUGAUCAACCAGACACUGACGACACUCCAGAGAGAGAGGAGGUGGCCGCCGCCCAGAACAUACUAGAUGUGACGACCUGCCAAGAGAACGGAGUGAAAAGGAGGAGUGAAAAGAGACGUUUACAACAGCAGAGACGACGGCGAAAGAAGGGGAGAAGGGGGACGCAAAGACGAGAACACUUAAAGAUAGCCUUUUUGAACAUACAAGGUGGACGCCAGGAGAGGAAAUGGCUGGAAAUGACUGAAGUGUUACACAGUGAGAAAUUAGCAGCCUUCAUGGUGGCAGAGACUCAUUUACGUGAUGACGAAACUCCACCAACCAUCAACGGUUUUGCAUGGGAAGGGUUGAACAGAGUAGGAGGGGAACGAAGAGGGGGAGGAAUUGGUUUUCUGGGAUCAACAGCAAGACCGUGGCGAAGAUUUAAACAAAAUUGCAGUGAGCAUAUGUGGAUUGAGACCACACUAAACAAAAGGAAACUAGCAAUAGCUGGUGUGUACUGGUGGACUGGUGCACAAGAAGAGAAAAAUAUCACUAUGGCCAAGUGCCUAGAGAAGGACAUAGAGGACCUCAAGAAAACGCAUGACAUCAUGAUCCUUGGUGAUUUUAAUGCACACCUGGAAGAGCUUGAUGGUCGCCUCGACAAGAACGGCCAGAGGUUACUGAACAUCGCAGAGAAUCAUGACUUGAUAAUAGCCAACCUGACCGUCCCCAUCAACGCCCCGUAUACAUGGACACAAUAA
Ornithodoros turicata is the source of this 2633-nucleotide messenger RNA. RefSeq lists its product as uncharacterized. Bases 255 to 2633 code for a protein of 792 amino acids. NCBI's taxonomy places the organism in Eukaryota, Metazoa, Arthropoda, Arachnida, Ixodida, Argasidae. The record is from RefSeq and is a predicted model, not a curated record. The transcript has a single exon.